Daldinia caldariorum is the source of this 2204-nucleotide messenger RNA. RefSeq lists its product as uncharacterized. The transcript has 8 exons. Lineage: Eukaryota; Fungi; Ascomycota; Sordariomycetes; Xylariales; Hypoxylaceae. Bases 554 to 1843 code for a protein of 429 amino acids. The record is from RefSeq and is a predicted model, not a curated record.
UAUACCAUAGUAGGCCUCGGCUGGGAAAUAACCAAUCUAGGGCGUCCUAGUCUAGCUCUCUGCCGAGCACACUAGAGUAUAUCCUAUCACUGAUGCCUUGACUUGAAUGGAUAGAGUUCACUCGAAGAGAGUCGUCAAGCUAAAGGCGACGAUCUUUCAUGUAAGGGUUCAGUUAGGUAGAAAUGCCUAUGUUCAUAUUCAAAAGAGAGCCUGCCGGCUUAAGCUCUCUUGGGAAGACUUAGGGGAAUGCACAGAUAAUAUAGCACGGGAGAUUUAGGAGUACCUACCUAGCAUGUCAGCACGACCCAAGCUUCUGGAACGAAAAACCCUAACCAAGGGUUCCUGCGUGUAGUCCCAUGUCGUUAAUCUGUAUGGUAAAGCAGAAUUGUCGCAGAGGAUAGAACGUGCUUUAAGUGUUUACUCAGGGAUCUUGACCUUACCCUACUGUUUAUAAUAAGUGCCGUUACCUAUUCCAUCGACCCAGAAUUCGUAGGUCAAAGAACGAUGGAAUACCUCCCUCCCCGGUGACAACCCACACUUGUAACCGGCGAGCAUGGCCGACUCUAAGGUGCAUUCGGUCUUAAACGCCGGAGCGGUCUUGGUUACGAUUACCGCGCUAUCUAUGGCCGCGAGGAUCAUAACUCGAUGGCUACAUAAGACUAUGGGAAUAGACGAUAUUCUGAUUUUCACAAGCUGGAUCUUAUCCAUAGGCAUAUGUUGUUCUGCAAUGCUUGCUACGCGAUACGGCCUCGGUGUCGAUCGCAGUGAAGUCAGUGACGAUGACUAUAAUACAUACUCACAGCUUCUAAUAGCUUGCUCGAUUUCGUAUAGUUGGGGCGUUCCGGCAGCAAAAGCGAGCUUCGCAGUACUUUACAUGAGAAUAUUCCCCGAGGGCGGGUUUAGGAUGGUUAACAAAUUCAUGAUCGUGUUCCUCUUUGCACAGUCCAUCGAGGAAACGUCGGUCGUCUUGCUUAGGUACGAUCCCGUCAGAAAAUCAUGGGAUUUUAGGCUGGAGGGCUCGUGUUUGGACCUCCAUCCGCUUUGGUACACUACCGUAAGUUAUUCGAAUCCGACUCGUUGCGAUAAAAUACUAAGGAAUAUGUCUCUGCCCCGAAUUUGGUUCAUCUUAAACUUAAUUACCGACCUCACCCUAUUUAUCGAGCCUAUACCAUCGACGUGGAAGCUCCAAAUUCCCCUUGUCAAAAGGCUGGGACUUAUCUGCAUGCUUUCGCUGGGCUUACUAGUAACAGUUAUCUCCGUCGUUCGUAUUGUCUACGUUAUAAACAUAGGCGAUAAUGAUACGUACGAAAUCGCAGAGCCUCUUAUAUGGGCUAUGACGGAGAUGUGCGCUCUCAUAAUCUGCUCCUGUAUCCCCUCGCUUAGGCAAGUGGCAGCAUUUAUCCCUGGACUCAAUAACGCUCUCGGCCUCUCAUCAGGCGCGGACUCGUACGGCCACUCGGAAAAUAGGAACCACUCGAUACCGCUGAAACCCCGGAAUCGCAAAGAAUAUAUACAAUCACAAAAGUCGAAGGCGAGUAGCCAGAACAGGUCAGGGGGAUUUGGUAUGACAAGCCUGGUGACGGCCGUUGGGAUGGACGUGAUUAGCGAGAACGGUAGCCAGGACGAGAUAUUCCCGCACAAAAGCGACCAGACAGGCGCCAUCAUGAUUACAACCGAGGUCCAGCACCGCGUGGAAGAUGGCAAGGAGAACACGAAAGAAUAUAAUAAGACACUGAUGCCGCACCACGGCGAGCUUCGGAAUAUAACCGAGAGUCCGGAUCGAACCAGCUCCCCAGCGAAAAUUAGCAGUGAUAUGGGCUGGUUACGACGUCCAAAAAUCUAGCCCUGCUGAGUUUUAAUGAUAUUUAUAUAAAAAUUUAUUAUAUAUUGUCAGAUACGCUUUCGAAGACGCUGAAACUUGCGAUGUGCGCAUUCGAGUCGUAUCGUUAAAAGAAAAAAAAAACUUGAUUUUUGGUAUUUUGAUUGAAGCAAGGCAGUUGGGAACUUUAUAAUUCGGAAGUAUUGCUGGAUUGAUAUAACGCUUUUAAUUGAGUCGCUGUAAGAUAUCCUAUAUAGAGAAACUAAGGCAGCUCAGUAUUUUGAAGUGAAUAGGGGAGACAGGAGCGCACAAGGGGGUAGACAGCAUGAGAAAACGGUUAUAGGUAAGGUACAUAGUAUAUAAAGGAUUAUUACAUAACUAUGAA